AUGGAUCCCUCGUCGCUUCCCCCGAACUUUUACGAUGAAAAGCCGCAGGCCAACUAUCAAUCAACAAUAUAUGGAGUGUGCUUCACCCUUGUGGUUUUGUUGUGGGUGACGACCAGUCUGCGAUUGUGGACUCGAUUUCGCAUCGUCAAAUCUCCAGGAUUGGACGACCUGUUCGUAGUGCUUGCUGUAAUUCACGUUAGUAUGGGCGCAAUAGCAACUUGCGUAGCGACGAACUUCGGCUUGGGCCAGCACAUUUAUCUCCUUACACCUCAGCAAAUCCGAAGUUUCUUGAUAUGCUUCUAUUUGAUCGGAGUUUCAUAUGUAUCUUCGACCGCUCUCAUCAAGGUCUCCCUUUUGUGCCAAUAUUUGCGCAUCUACGAACCCGGUACACACACUUACCGAUUUACACAAUUUAUGGCGGUCGUCAUUGGACUCUGGGGGUUCGCUUUCGCCUUCAUGGGCUGGUUCGGCUGCUUUCCCAGCCCCGCUUCUUUCUGGAAUGGGACAUCCAAGGGCUGUUAUGCUUCCUUUUCGCCAGACCCUCAUGUGGCUGUGAAAACAAUCGAGGGCCAUUCUGGUGUCAAUGUGGUUUUUGAUUUCAUUGUUCUGGCGAUUGCGUUUCGACUCCUGUUUAUGAAAGAUGCGCCGGUAAAUGGCAAGGGCUUAAUGGCGUUGCUAUGUAUGGGAGCCGUGAGCUGCAGUUUUGGGGUCUGGCGUCUCGCUGAUGUCGUUGUGGCUCAAGCGGGGAAGUCAUCCACAGAUAUCACCUGGGCCGAACCGACGGUAUUCCUGCUCUCCAUUGUUGAGGUCUGCAUAGCGUGCCUUGUUGCCACUAUACCCUGCUUCUGGCCCAUUAUCAGGGUGGGGCUAGACAAGAUCUUUGUGAUGUAUGAGUUCAAUGUCUCGAGUGAGUCUCGAUACCAUGACGACCACGUCGAGCUGGCCCCCACGACGUCUUGGGAGGCAGGGACAAAGCCAACGGGUGGCAAGGAAGACGUUAGAUCGCUGGAGAGCAUGUCUGGAGACACCGAGCUCAGUAAGGCGUCAAACCUGCCGCAUUACAGAAAUGACUAUAUCCAAAACCACGUAGACCCCUUUGGAGAGGAGUUUCAAACAGAGGCAACUGUCCAGGUCGGCCGCCAGACUAGUAAGAAGAAGGGGAGAGCUCUUCCAGCCGAUAGCGCGUUCUGA
This is a messenger RNA of Hyaloscypha bicolor E, 1191 nucleotides long. RefSeq lists its product as uncharacterized. The record is from RefSeq and is a predicted model, not a curated record. Lineage: Eukaryota; Fungi; Ascomycota; Leotiomycetes; Helotiales; Hyaloscyphaceae. Bases 1 to 1191 code for a protein of 396 amino acids. The transcript has 4 exons.